AGAGCAAAGCAAUUACAGCCCAAUACAAAUGUCAUUAGUGCCUCGAUCAGAGCAAGAGCGAUUGCCGUACAAGUGGGGGAAUCGUAGCCUCCGGCAAACCAGAACUCAGGCUCCAACCAUGACAACUCAAUACAAGGAGGAGAUUUGCGAUAGAUCCGAGUGCAAAAGUAAAUCUCCAACUUUGCUCUCCUCUUACUGCAUCGACAGUAUUCUGGGCAGAAGGAGCCCAUGUAAAAUUAGAUGUAUUGGAGCUCAAGCGUUGCCGCUUCUCACAGCCAGGAAUGAACCGAACCCAGCCAGUGAAGGAUCGCCCAAGGAAAACGUGUCUUUUGACUCUGAGCUCCAUCUCCCCCCGAAAUUCCGAAGACUGUACGGGCUGGGAGGUAAAAUCUUUGACGCUCGGGGAUUUAACGAGAUUGCUAACGAGAAAUUGGAGAGAGACAGAUCCUCCGAACCGUUCCGAAACACCGAUCUGAAAAUCAGCCAGGCCCCGCAAGUCAGCAUCAGCCGCAGUAAAUCCUACAAAGAAAACUUCAGCCUGGGCAAAACGCAAGGGGACAGCGCGCAGAACCUGGUCCCUGCUCCAGAACUCAGCUCGCUGGAACCCGCUGACAAGUCGUUCGAAGGAGAUGCGAAAGAGGACGCGGUUGAAGACGACUUGAGCCCCAAACUUGUGGAGGAGGCUCAGACAGACGUGGAUGUGAAGGAUGGGGAGGACAGUCUGUGUCUAUCAGCCGGUAGUGACUCUGAAGAAGGUAUGUUAAAAAGGAAACAGCGGCGAUAUCGGACUACAUUCACCAGCUACCAGCUUGAAGAACUAGAGAGAGCUUUUCAGAAAACACACUACCCUGACGUCUUCACCAGGGAAGAGCUGGCGAUGCGGCUAGAUUUAACGGAAGCACGCGUGCAAGUUUGGUUUCAGAACCGCAGAGCUAAGUGGCGAAAGCGAGAGAAAGCCGGAGCUCAGAGCCACCCAGGAGGUCUGCCCUUCGCUAGCCCGUUGGGAGCGGGACAUCCGCUGGGACCUUACCUGGACAGCAGUCCCUUCGGACACCACCCGAGCCUGGAGUCAGCCUGGUCAGCUGCCGCCGCCGCCGCAGCCGCCGCAGCCGCAGCCUUCCCGGGGCUUCCACCUCCACCAGGCACCGCUGCUUUGCCCCCCAGCGGGGCCCCGUUAGGCCUCGGCACCUUCCUGGGAGCAGCCAUGUUCAGACAUCCUUUCAUCACCCCGCACUUCGGCAGACGUGCGGUUUCGGUGCCAAUACAACUUCAAUGGGAUUCUGUCAAUUCCUGUCCAUCCCCUAUUCAGAGAGUUGGCUAAACAGUUGGGUUAAACUUCUAUUAGUUGGACAGCAGCAACUGUACGGUGAGCAACACAACUCAUCAGAAAGUAGGUGAGUUGAUCCGUAUAAUUUUUACUGACUGUACCAUGCAGACAUACCAUACAUCACGGCCUUUUCCAUUUGAGAGUCACGGAGCUGCAGCACCAACAAAGUUGACAUCAAAACACGGACACAUACAUGUGCUAAUAUACCUGCUGGAUAGCCUCACGGUUCCCCAUUACCCAUGUAAGGUAGGAGGAGCCAUGGUAAGGGAACCUGUGCUCUGUCCAAUCUUUCGCUAAUUUAACCAUUCAAGUCCAGUGUGUACACUAAUUGUGGAAAAUUAAAAUGAUCACAAAUUCUAAGUAAGGCGAUGGCGACGGCUAAUCUACCGUGUCCUAUCACCAAAGCAAUUUAGCAAAUUGUCGAUGUCAUUCUUGAUUUUAUGAGGUCAGAAGUCACACGACACCAGGUUAUCGUCCAUCUGACUAAAGAGUGACGCUCUGAAGACUUUGGAUUUCAAAGAAACCUUUUGGACUAUAACCUGGUGUCGUAUGACUUCUGACCUUGUCCACGUCAGUCCAACACUGGCACCUACACAUCUUGAUGUUAUUAAUAAGCCCUUGUAUAUUAUUCAUUCUUAAAGUAAUGUGUUUGGUUUUCAUAAAAUAUUCAGACAAGGAAAUAUAAAGUAUUAAUUAUUUCAGUCAAGGUGCAAAAGUUUUGGCUGUGGGAAUUGAAAGUUGCCCCUUGUUUUGUAAGAACUAUCACCCGAGAAGGAAAGCUGAACGAUGCCCUUUCAAGGGGAACGGACAUGAAAGAUGUCAUUGCCACUCCCAAAAAGGGGAAAUCAAUGGUUACGCAGGCAAAAUAUGCCCUGAUUUCACUGUGUAUUGCUGCACUUGUAAAGUUUCUGUUUGAGAUUAUGCUUGCUGUUACCUAAGCUGUGAAGUAACCUAACAGCAACUUAGAAUCAGCAAAGAAGCAAUAGCGUUGUAUCACAAAGUUGUGGUGUACCAAUUAGCUCAAUAAUAUGAACAGGUACAGCAUUUCCAAACCCCUUGCUGAACGAUGGCUUCAGUGUCUGUGCCAACAUACAAUGGGGUCAAAUGCACAGAACUGAAUGUGAAUGAUCGAGGACGGGCAUUUUUGGAAGAGAAGCCGCAAUGAAUUAAACACUAACACGAAAGCAAAAUAUUGCGGGUGCUGGAAAUCUGAAAUAAAAGGAGAGAGAGAAGGAGGGAAUGUGGGAUAUCCCCAUGAAGUCUGGGAGUAGCUGUAGAGUGAGAAAGAGAGUUACCGUUUCAGGUUCGACCUUCUGGAGUAUUGUCCUUUGCAGCAGCAAGAGAACGUGCAGAAUUCUGCCGGUGAUGCCAGACUCCGAAUAAUGACAUCCUAGCUGAACUUUUUUCUUUGAUCAUGCUAGCUGGGACAAUGACGGAUUAUCAGUGUUUACUUCCUGAGUUAGAUUACACGAAACCGUAGUUGUCCAAGUGGUUUCACCGGGCAGUUGUGAUCCAUUCACGUCCCCACAAUAUUACCGCUAAUAAUGGGGUUCAACUCCAUUACACGCCGAGCAUACACAUUGACAAAACAGGCAACUUCCCGCCGUACACUGAUUACUUUAAGACGAGUUCUUAUAUUGGGUAGGCUUCCUCUUACAUGAACACUAAUUAGAUAGUCCGACCUGUAAUGUGGAAGUCUGAUAUAAUGUGAGUGCGGUGUUACUUGACCCAUUGUGUAGACUAAUAUUCCCCAACCACACCCCGAUCAAUGAAGCCUUUAUAUUCAUUGGUAUCCCACCCGUCACCAAAUCAGCUGAUCGUAUUUGACGCUAAACUCUUUCCCGUAUUAUAAUGUCGAAAAUCCUUGUCUGUUGCAGGCUCUUCUCGACAGUAGCUCCGCUGACAGGCGCCUCUGGGCCUGCCCUGCUGAGACAGUCGGCCCCGGGGGUAGAAGGGGGAGUGCAGGCCGGC
Chiloscyllium plagiosum (whitespotted bambooshark) is the source of this 3298-nucleotide messenger RNA. RefSeq names its product aristaless related homeobox a (gene arxa). Lineage: Eukaryota; Metazoa; Chordata; Chondrichthyes; Orectolobiformes; Hemiscylliidae. Gene Ontology annotation, biological process: regulation of transcription by RNA polymerase II. Gene Ontology annotation, molecular function: DNA-binding transcription factor activity, RNA polymerase II-specific; RNA polymerase II transcription regulatory region sequence-specific DNA binding. The record is from RefSeq and is a predicted model, not a curated record.